Paramormyrops kingsleyae is the source of this 3053-nucleotide messenger RNA. RefSeq names its product zinc finger protein 750-like. NCBI's taxonomy places the organism in Eukaryota, Metazoa, Chordata, Actinopteri, Osteoglossiformes, Mormyridae. Gene Ontology annotation, cellular component: nucleus. Gene Ontology annotation, molecular function: DNA-binding transcription activator activity, RNA polymerase II-specific; RNA polymerase II cis-regulatory region sequence-specific DNA binding; promoter-specific chromatin binding. The record is from RefSeq and is a predicted model, not a curated record. Gene Ontology annotation, biological process: positive regulation of transcription by RNA polymerase II; epidermis development.
AGUGCAUGCUAUGCGCUGUAUGAUGAUAGCCGUGGAAAAGUACCGGACGGCAUCACGAUCAUCCCAGCCUCACAGGCGAUUGCCAGCCUCACAGGCGAUUGCCAGCCUCACAGGCGAUUGCCAGCCUCACAGGCGAUUGCCAGCCUCAUUCUCACACCUAAAAGUCAGAGUGAUUAUCCUAUUCCAACCAGUGUCCACUUUGACAAAUGACCUGUCUGUCGGAAUGUGAACCUCUUACACUGGGGAUAGUCUGCAUCCAUCCAUCCAUCCAUCCUUUCAUCUUUUAACUGAUAUAUCACAGUCAGGGUUGCUGGGGGCCUGGAGCCUAUCCCAGGCAGCACAGGGCAACAUAUGAUACCGUACAAACUUAACCAAUAACCAGUUCAACAUCACCCCAGAGCAAGUCACUACACCGAAACGCCUUUGGGUAAGACACUGGGAGUUUCGGUGCAAGACAAAAGCUUGCAAGCCCCGAAGGCAUAAAAGUUUGAUCAGCCACCUCUUGCAGCUAUGUGUCACACGCAUGGUUAUCUUUAACUGGAAAAUGACCUGUGGAAUUCUAGGAAAGAGACAAGGUAUUCUGCAUCUAAGUGUGACGCUGAUUAGGCUCUAUGGCUACCGGCAAAUUUUUUGUUAAAAUACCCAAUGAAGUAAAAUGACAAAUCCGGUGCUACAGAAACCAAAAACUGUAAAUCACAAUUUAUUUGUGUGCAGAAAAUAGAUGCCGAUGCUGUUUAUUAAUGCAAGGCUUUCACGCCAACGCACCAUGCAGGGUAAUCGGCGAAAGCAAAAACAUGCGAGAUUUCUAAGGAAACUCUCGGAUGUCACAGCGAUACUGUGCAGCCAGUGAACCGCGUCAAAGGCAGGCGGCAUGGAGCCUGGGGAGCCGCGGGACCUAAUUCCGGGGCCAAUCGUGAGCUAAUUGUUCCAAGCUGUGAACCAAACACGCUCAAUCCAUGGAGCGACAUGUGGGAUCAUCUCCUGAUGUUACCAGAUCACUGGAGCGUCAUGCAGUUGUAGGGAACUCCGGACAGGAGAGGAAGCAAGCAAGAAGCAGGAGGUCCACCGCGUCCGAGCCAGCAGACAUGAGUGUCACAAUGGAACGCAAGCCGAAGCGGCCCCAUUUCAUCCCCCGGCCACCAGGAAAGCCCUACAAGUACCAGUGCUUCCAGUGUCCGUUCACCUGCAACGAGAAGUCCCACCUCUUCAACCACAUGAAGUACGACCUCUGCAAGAACUCCAUCUCCUUGAUGUCACAGCAGGCCAAGCAUCCAAAACGGGACCCCGUCCCCGACCAGAUACCGCCCUCGGAAACCCCCGCCCCCCAGACCCACACGGGGGACACGGACCGGGCCAGAGGUCCAGACGACGGCCCAGACCAAAAGCACACUCGGGAGGACGAAGCAGAUCCUUCGUCCCGAGAAACGUCGACCGGAUGCCUGGCAGAGUCACGGUCACACGGAAGCUCUGCUGCGAAGGAGCCCCAGACCGACCCCUCAGCCUUCUCGCUCAUCGCAGCCGAGGUCGACACGUCGACGUCAAAGAAGCCCGAAGCCUCUACUCCAAUCUGGGGCCCCUUUCGCGACUCCAGUGUAAACUGUGGCCCAGCUCCACCACAACUCCUCGACUACUCCGCCACUGCACCAGGCCACCUCCUGCACCCCACCCCCCAGCCGCCAGGAAUCUGCACAGACUAUGAAAGGGCAAUGCAGAUCCACCUAUACUUCCUGGGUCCCCAGAGGCCCUUACAGCCUCGCCUGCUCUUCCCUGAGUACUCCUCCCUGCCACUGCCAGAGUACUACUACACCCACUACCCACCCUUCCACUUAGCCCCGCCCCCUCACUACUGGCCUUCUCUCACUGCCAACCACAUCUCGAAAGACCCUUCUAUGGAGUUCCCUGGCCACCGCCUGCAUAACCGGGAGCAUGAGCUUUAUUCGUACCCUUGUGCCCAAGGUGGCCACAGCAACGAGUCCUUUCUGGGGCCAUGGAGUGCGGUUCAGCCCAGGGAGCAGAGGUCAGGGAGGAGCCCAAGGGCAGGGUGUGCGGCCUCCUGUUCACCGGACCGACCGGUUACAGCCAAACUUCCCAGGAUGACGGUUGACAAACACAGACCUUAUCAGCCCUACCAAUCGGAGGGAAGGGUGCCCAUCCCACAGCCAAUCAGAGGACAAGUAAGCACUGGGAGCCCCAUACAGGAAACAAGGAUCUCAGAAGAGAGAGAACCCAACUCCACAUUGAAGGAGGACGACGGGGAGGAAAUGCCUCUGACUCCACUAAACCUCUCCAAGAAAGACCAAAAGGACCUGGGGUCUGUCUCAAACCUCCCCACCACCAGAGGGAGCUCUCCAUACCGAGAGACCGUCCCUCUUAACCUGUCUGUCAAGUCACCCACCUCUAGCCCGGCUACUCCCACCCAUGUGAAUUGGCCCACAUUCACCCCCCCGAGCUUGACUGAGAAGCAGACGGCCGCCAUCGCUCUCUGCCAGCUGGCUGCUGCUGGUGGCUUCGCAGAGGGCAGCAAACGCAAGCUGGCAGAGUGCCGAGCCCAGGCCAAAGGUCAGGAGAGGAUGCGGUGCAAAGAGAAAGAGCAGCCAGCUAGGACAGGCAAGGCUGAAGAGGCGAACCGAGCCCUAAAGAAGAGGCUUCGCAGAACCUGAGCAGGAGAGAACAGGGCCUUCUGCAUCGAUGAACUGUGAAACAGGACUUAAUGAACUCAAUGCAAAAUUCUGUAUGAUAAACACCCACCAAAACAGCUCAAAAGGGGGAAACGCUUGUGUUAAAUAUGAAUAACCAUAAAAUGGAUGGAUGGAUGGAUGGAAAACCUUUACCUAAGCUACCAUAUAUUUUGUACGUGUUCCAAAAAUCUCAGUAAUGAAGAAGUCACGUUCUGCAGGUCAUGUGUCACAUACUAAACAUUUCUAACUUACUGCUGUGAACAGCCGGGAUACACAUAUGAGGAAGGACAUGUAAAGAUAUGCAGGUUUAAAAAGGCAGCCGUUGAAUUGAAUCCAUUGCAUUAUUAUCUUGUUAUAAAGAGAGAUUUGUGUCUA